Acyrthosiphon pisum (pea aphid) is the source of this 558-nucleotide messenger RNA. RefSeq names its product ribosomal protein S25 homolog 1 (gene Rps25-1). The transcript is spliced from 4 exons. Lineage: Eukaryota; Metazoa; Arthropoda; Insecta; Hemiptera; Aphididae. Bases 156 to 506 code for a protein of 116 amino acids. The record is from RefSeq and is marked validated.
AAUGUUAUAUUAGAGUGACUUGUGGUGGGUGGUCUUUCUUUUCUAUAGGUUUCGCCUUCCGUGUUUGACGUGAAAAUAGCCAUCACGUUUAAUAUUACGUCGGAGUGAUAAUAGCCACUACGAAAUACUAAUUUGUUAAAUUAAUUAUUUUAAAUAUGCCGCCCAAGAAGGACACAAAGGGCUCGUCCAAGCAGCCCCAGAAAACUCAAAAGAAAAAAGAAGGAGGAUCUGGUGGCAAAGCCAAAAAGAAGAAGUGGUCCAAAGGAAAAGUUCGUGACAAGUUGAACAACCAAGUUUUGUUCGACAAGGUAUCAUACGAUAAGCUGUACAAAGAAGUUCCAUCGUACAAACUCAUCACUCCAUCUGUUGUCAGUGAACGUUUGAAGGUUCGUGGAUCAUUGGCAAGAAGAGCUUUAGAUGAACUCUGCCAAAAAGGUCUUAUCAAGCAAGUAAUACAACACCGUGCCCAACUUAUAUACACGAGGGUAACUAAAGGAGACGAAUAAGGAUGUUUUUGUAAAAUAAUUAUUUUAUUAAAUAUAUAAAAAUAUUACAAUA